Molecule: messenger RNA, 3624 nt
Organism: Tinamus guttatus (white-throated tinamou)
Lineage: Eukaryota; Metazoa; Chordata; Aves; Tinamiformes; Tinamidae
Gene: LATS2
Product: large tumor suppressor kinase 2
Biological process (GO): positive regulation of apoptotic process; peptidyl-serine phosphorylation; hippo signaling
Cellular component (GO): spindle pole; nucleus
Molecular function (GO): protein binding; protein serine/threonine kinase activity; ATP binding
Source: RefSeq, a predicted model, not a curated record
UGAGGAUUAUGAGCUGAAGUAAAACGCUGGCGGAAAUCACUGGAGGUUUUUGCCUUUUUUUUUUUUUCUUUGAAGGAUUAUGUUUACAAGAAACUGAUAACAUCAAAAGACAAACACUUUUUAGAAAUAAAGUAAUUAAAAGGAAUACAAGCUGUAUUUAUGCUCAAAGAAAACUGGAUUAACAAUGAGGCCAAAGACUUUUCCUGCUACGACGUAUUCUGGAAACAGCAGACAAAGGUUACAGGAGAUUCGAGAAGGUUUGAAACAACCAUCCAAAUCUUCAGGUCAGGGACUACCAAUUGGACCAGGCAGCGAAACUUCUCUGGACACUAAGAUUUUGGUAGGGAAGGAUGCUGCAAGGCAGCAGCAGAUGAGACAGACACCCAAGUUUGGACCUUACCAGAAAGCCCUCCGAGAAAUUAGAUAUUCUUUGCUGCCUUUUGCUAAUGAGUCGGGCAACACAGCGACUGUUGAAGUCAAUAGGCAGAUGCUCCAGGAACUGGUGAAUGCAGGUUGUGAUCAGGAGAUGGCUGUCCGAGCACUGAAGCAGACAGGUAGCAGAAGUAUUGAGGCAGCUCUGGAGUAUAUCAGUAAAAUGGGCUACUUGGAUCCUAGAAAUGAGCAGAUAGUGCGUGUGAUUAAGCAGACCUCACCAGGAAAAGGUAUUGUGCCAAAUAAUGUAACCCGCAGGCCAAGCUUUGAAGGAUCAAAUGAAUCUUUUCCGUCCUACCAUCAGCUGGGUAACACAGCCUACGAAGGGACAGGCUUUGGAGCAGAAGGUGCAAACAUGCUCCCUGACGUUCCCAGGCCCUACAUGGACUACUUAAUCUCUGCGUCGCAGCCUGCGGCCAUGGGCGCCCCCGUGCAGAGCACCCCAAGCCACCAGCAGAAACCGUACUCGGGCAGCAUGGAGCCCUCCGUGAUGAGUUACCCCGGGGCUAAUCACAGCAGCCAAGCCCUGCAGCUGCCGGCCUCGCACGGCUCCAGCAGCCCCCACUACAGCAGGCAGCACAUGAUGGUGCAGGGGGAGCCCAUGGGCUACGGUGUCCAGCGGAGCGCGUCCUUCCAGAACAAGAUGCAGCAGGAGGGAGGAUACCCUAAUCUCCCAAAUAAGGGGGCAGUUGUUCAGAAUAACUCUGGUCAUGCAUUUCAGCAGGCACCAGCAAGCCUGUAUUUGUCACAUUCUCACCACAAACAGACAAGUCCUUCCUCUCAUCAAAUGCACGUGAUGUCCAGAGGCCCGGCGUUUGCUAAUGAUUUUUCAGACAGUCCGCCACAGAACCUGUUGACUCCAUCUAGAAAUAGCCUCAAUAUGGACCUCUAUGACAUGAGUAAUCCUCCAGUUCAGCAGUGGCAGGCAGCGACCCCGUCACGCCGGGAUUCUCUACAAAACCCAGGAAUAGAAACGUCUCCACGGCAACACGUGUCCUUCAGGGCAGAUGCCACAGCGCCGAGCAGGACAAACUCCUUCAACAGCCACCAGCAGCAGCCACAGGUCACUGUGUCUAUAAGACAGGUUCCUCCAGGCAAAGCCGACCCUGCGCUUCCAUCCCCAAACACCAUCACGGCAGUCACGUCCGCGCACAUCCUCCAGCCGGUGAAGAGCAUGCGAGUGAUGAGACCCGAACCCCAGACUGCGGUAGGACCUUCCCAUCCGGGCUGGCUGCCUGCCCAGGCACCGGCCAUGGACGGCUUGGAGAUCAUGGAGCAGCACGUCCCACCCGUUGGAGCAGCCAAUGCCUACCAGCUGGAUGUGGAUUACAGUAACCAGGAGCUGCGGUGUCCGCCACCACCGUAUCCCAAACAUCUCCUGCUCCCUGGUAGCUCUGAGCAGUUCGAUAUCAACUGCUUGUGCAUGGGUGUAGAGCAGACCCUCCGCGUAGCCUCCAGCUCCACAGGCAGCAAAGCUGAGGAGAACAGUGAGCGGAGUGACAAGAGCAGCAAGAACCCGAAAGCUGACAAGCCAAGCAAGGAUAAAAAGCAGAUUCAGACGUCGCCGGUGCCUGUGCGGAAAAACGGCAAAGACGAGGAGAAGCGGGAAUCCCGGAUCAAGAGCUACUCGCCGUUUGCCUUCAAGUUCUACAUGGAGCAACAUGUGGAAAACGUCAUAAAGACCUACCAGCAAAAAAUUAACAGAAGAUUGCAGCUGGAGCAAGAAAUGGCUAAAGCUGGCCUUUGUGAAGCAGAACAGGAACAAAUGAGGAAAAUUCUCUACCAGAAGGAGUCCAACUACAACAGACUUAAAAGGGCCAAAAUGGACAAGUCUAUGUUUGUCAAAAUCAAGACGCUCGGCAUCGGCGCAUUCGGAGAAGUGUGCCUGGCCUGCAAGGUGGAUACCCAUGCCCUGUAUGCCAUGAAGACCCUGCGGAAGAAGGACGUCCUGAACCGCAACCAGGUGGCCCACGUCAAAGCAGAAAGGGAUAUCCUGGCCGAGGCAGACAACGAGUGGGUGGUUAAGCUCUACUAUUCCUUCCAGGAUAAGGAGAACUUGUACUUUGUGAUGGACUACAUCCCCGGUGGGGACAUGAUGAGCCUGCUCAUUCGGAUGGAGGUCUUCCCGGAGCGCCUGGCUAGGUUCUAUAUCGCUGAGCUCACACUGGCUAUCGAGAGUGUGCACAAAAUGGGAUUUAUUCACAGAGACAUCAAGCCUGACAACAUCCUCAUCGACCUAGAUGGACACAUCAAACUGACCGACUUCGGGCUGUGUACUGGGUUCAGGUGGACUCACAAUUCAAAAUACUAUCAGAAAGGGAGCCAUAUCAGACAGGACAGCAUGGAGCCCAGCGAUCUUUGGGAUGAUGUGUCCAACUGUAGAUGUGGAGAUAGGCUCAAGACAUUGGAACAAAGAGCUAAGAAGCAGCAUCAGAGAUGCCUGGCCCACUCAUUAGUUGGAACUCCUAAUUAUAUUGCUCCUGAAGUCCUGCUUCGUAAAGGAUACACUCAGCUUUGUGACUGGUGGAGCGUUGGCGUGAUCCUCUUUGAGAUGCUAGUGGGGCAGCCUCCUUUCCUGGCUCCUACACCCACAGAAACCCAACUGAAGGUGAUAAAUUGGGAAAGCACCUUGCACAUUCCCUCGCAGAUCAAGCUCAGCUCCGAGGCAACUGAUCUCAUCACAAAACUCUGCUGUGCUGCCGAGGACAGGCUUGGAAGGAAUGGCGCGGAUGAUAUCAAGGCUCAUUCUUUCUUUCACUCUAUGGACUUCUCUACAGAUAUCCGUAGGCAGCCAGCUCCCUAUGUUCCAAAGAUCAGCCAUCCGAUGGACACUUCCAACUUUGAUCCGGUUGAAGAGGAGAGCCCUUGGAGUGACGCUAGUGGUGAUAGCACCAGGACGUGCGACCCGCUGGCCUCUUCCAGCAGCAAACACACGGAACACGCCUUCUACGAGUUCACUUUCCGCAGGUUCUUCGAUGACAACGGGUACCCGUUCAGGUACCCCAAACCUUCCGGCGUGGAAGGCGGCCAGCCCGAGAAAGCCGAGGUGGAGAACAAAGAUCUGGUGGAGCAGACUGGAGCUUGUCAGCCUGUAUAUGUGUAAAUUAUUGUAUAGAGUACUCCCGAUAAACCUAAUCUCAAAUCCAGAAGGGCCUUUAACUGAUCCUUUAGGGUCUGAUCCGGCAACCCUUG